AUUCGGUUCGGUUAACUGAAUAUCAAACCGAAAUACAAGUUCCGAUAAACUCCAUGACUUUAAAACUGUAAUACGAUCAGAAAAACAGGAGUGAUGCAGAAGAGAAGAUGGUAUAUCUUAAUCUGUGUAGGCAACAGGUUUGCCUCAAUCCCUGCAAAUCACCAUUUCUAUGUGUGGGGAUUAAGUUUUAACAAUGGUCCCAUUUUGAGACAAACAGUACAACCCAUUUUGAGACAAACAGUACAACUAAAGAUGUAUUAUUCAUUAAAAAUGUAAAGUGUAAAUAAAUCUCUAGAAUAUACCAGAAAGCUCUGCAGUCUAUUCUUGCAAAACCUUGAAAUGAUCUUGUGGAGCGUUUGGUUCAUGGUUAAUGAGUCCGGUUGACGGGAAGCGAAACCUUGUGUACUCUAUCUGUAUACUAUAAUUUUUGUAAGGACCACUAAUAUAAUUUGAUGAUAAAUAGACAAGGUUACCCUAGCAGUCAUUACAUAUGCAAGAUUCCAGAUGACCUUUGGCAUUGAUUAUAAACUCAAUGAUUUAUCUGUUAUAGAUUCCUAUAUUAUUUCUUAAACUACUGGUUAAGUGUUAAUAUAACCAAAGACCCAACCUUUAAAUGCCAUGUAAUUAUAUUCUCCAACUAGAGAUUGUUUUCUAGCUAUAAUCUAAUGUGUACUUAUCUUCUUAAUCAUGUAUUCUGAACAUAGUUGUUCAUAGAAAUACUCUUGAAUAUUUUAACUGUCACUUUCUCUGUAUUUCAUAUUUAGUUUACUAAUCAGUUCAGCUUUAGAACCAAUGUCCUAGGUUCCCAGCUUGAAAUUUGCAUUGCAACAACCAGCUCUUGUGCCUUUUCAAAUUCAUAUAAAGUCCAUAUGAAUGCAAUAUCUACAUGUAAGCAAUUCAAGGUUAGGGCUUUCGUCGUAUAAUCUUCUUAAUUAGCAUUAUAGGAUAUAGCAAUGUCUAAAGAAGAUGUGAGAAGGCCUGCCAGGAAAGAGAGCAGUUGUUUGAAAGAAAAAGAUGAUCAGAAGCCGAACUACAACUUGUUAUCCAAACACCUGAAGAAAGUGUAUCCAGACAAGGUUUAUAAUGCGAGUACAUCACCUCUAUCUUUGUCGUCUCUGUCACUGUCUUUGUCUCAGAACUCAAGCGAUUCCACAGAUUCUUCUCCAACCCUGAAUCAGAAAAUUGCUGCUGCAGUCCGCCUGAUUGCUCCACGUGAAAAAAGAGAGCUUCCAACUGUGGCUAGAUACAUGCAAAAUCUUAGUCCAGGUCACAAUACCGGUGAUUGUGAAGGCUUGAACAGGUGUAAUUGGAUUACAGCAAAUAGCGACAGAGUCUACGUACAAUUUCAUGAUGAGCGCUGGGGACUUCCAGAAUACGAUGACAAUAAACUAUUUGAACUUCUUGCAAUGUCUGGUAUGCUAAUGGACUUCAACUGGACUGAAAUUCUAAGGAGAAAAGAACUAUUCAGAGAAGCUUUCGCGGGAUUUGAUCCACAAACUGUUGCCAGAAUGGGGGAGAAGGAGAUCAUGGAAAUUUCCACCAACAAAGCCAUUAUGUUAGCAGAGAGCAGAGUCAGAUGCAUUAUAGACAAUGCCAAAUGCAUACAAAGGAUUGAUACAGAGUACGGAUCUUUCGGUGGCUAUCUCUGGGGAUACAUGGACUACAAACCAGUGAUCAACAGAUUCAGAUAUGCAAGAAAUGUGCCUCUGAGGUCACCGAAGGCGGAAGCCAUUAGCAAGGACUUAGUGAAGAGAGGGUUUCGGUUUGUUGGACCUGUGAUUGUGUACUCAUUCAUGCAAGCUGCAGGGAUGAGCAUUGAUCAUCUUGUUGAUUGCUUUAGGUUUCAAGAUUGUGUGAGCCAUGCUGAAAGACCAUGGAGACAUGUCUAACAGGACAAGUACCAAGGACUUGCUAAGUUUAUCGUUGAAUCCAUUUUUUAUUUGCGUCUAAUGCUACUAUAGGAACUAAGAAGCUUGGAUUGUGCAGCAAAAUGGUUUGGGUGGCAAAUAUUUCACCCAAAAAAGUUAGGAUUUUCGACAUUUCAGAUUUUGACUUAUAAAUGAUUUAUAAAUGAAAAGCUUACUUAUAAA
This is a messenger RNA of Daucus carota subsp. sativus, 2090 nucleotides long. RefSeq lists its product as uncharacterized. Gene Ontology annotation, biological process: base-excision repair. The record is from RefSeq and is a predicted model, not a curated record. Gene Ontology annotation, molecular function: DNA-3-methyladenine glycosylase activity. The transcript is spliced from 5 exons. NCBI's taxonomy places the organism in Eukaryota, Viridiplantae, Streptophyta, Magnoliopsida, Apiales, Apiaceae. Bases 954 to 1889 code for a protein of 311 amino acids.